GGAUCGUCAUGUUCAAGUGUACGUUGUGCCUGCUGGGCUUGGCAACAAGUCUGGUAGCAAGCACGACUAACGAAACAGAAAAAUGUCCUCCGGCAAUUACUAUCGACAAGAAGCCACAAAUCUUUGUUCUAACAGACAUCACGAAUGAGCCCGAUGAUUCCAUGUCGCUUGUGCGGCUUUUGCUGCACAGUGACCAAUACAACAUCACCGGAAUCGUGGCCACGACAUCAUACUGGCUCAACAGCACAGUACGACCAGAAGCGAUUUUGAACACGACAAAUGUCUGGGACCAGGUUCUCGACAAGCUGAAUCUUCACUCCGAUGGCGAAUUCCCAACGAAAGCAUACCUCGAAUCGAUCGUCAAAGCAGGACAUCCCGUCUAUGGCACGGAUGUGUUCAAGGAGAAGACACUUUCGGAAGGCGCCAAGCAUUUGAUCGACGUAGUCGAUGACCUUCCCAAAGACGAGAUCCUUCACGUCGGAGGCUGGGGAGGCGUACAGACCCUCGCAGAAGCUCUGAAAUACGUCCGCUCAACACGCAAACCUCAACAAACAGACGAAUUCGUCAGUAAGCUUCGCCUCUACACCAUCAGCGAUCAAGACAACGCAGGACCUUGGAUCCGAAUCAACUUUCCUCGCCUACACUAUAUUGCUUCGAUUCAUGGAUUCAAUGUCUAUCAAGAAGCGACUUGGACAGGGUUCUCUGGUGGAGUAGGAUCAGACACCAGCCUCACGAAUCAGGAGUACUCGACCAAGAAUUUCCAGAUUGGUCCUCUAGGGCCGUAUUAUCCUGAUAUCAGAUACUCGAUGGAAGGUGAUACUCCGACUUUCCUGCACACCAUGGUCAAUGGUAUCAAUGGUGGUCCUGAAGAUCAUCCAGAAUGGGGAGGCUGGGGUGGAAGAUAUGAUUUGGUGGAUCCGAGUCGGCAGACGUUGCAGUAUGCUAACACGGAGGAUACUGUCCUCGGCAUCGACAACAAAACCCACACAACCACCCAAGCCACAAUCUGGCGCUGGCGACAAGCCUACCAAGACGAAAUGUCCGCUCGAGUUCAAUGGACAAUCCAAUCAAACUACUCCUCCGGCUCCCACCCUCCAGUCGUCUCAGUCAACAACUCCUGCGGCAGCAACCACAUCUCCUACACCGUGUCCCCCCUCGAGACAGUAACCCUCUCCGGCGCCUCCACCUACGACCCCGACGAAGGUCUCUCAGGCCACUCCAACGGCCUCGAAUAUUCCUGGUGGCAGUACAAAGAACCCUCCGCAACAAUGGACACGGGAGUGCAACAUAUUCCGACUUUGAAUUUUACGUUAUCGGAGGGAGGAAAAGUCGCGAGUGUGCAAAUGCCAAGCGCAGAAGAAGCUUGUAUUCCUGUACAAGCGGAUGCGAAUGUUGGGUUGGGGAUUCAAAAAACUUGUCAGCAGUAUCAUGUGAUUUUUGAGGUUAGGGGGAGUGGGGAGCCGCCGAUUAGGAGGUAUAAGAGGGUCAUACUUAAGGUGAGGUCGCCGUUGCUUGAUGAGGAUUAUGAGGAGGAGAUUUAGGUGUAGGGAAGGAGAAGGGGGUUGAAAUAGCUGUGGAC
Messenger RNA from Cercospora beticola, 1579 nucleotides. RefSeq names its product DUF1593 domain-containing protein. Gene Ontology annotation, molecular function: hydrolase activity, hydrolyzing N-glycosyl compounds. The record is from RefSeq and is a predicted model, not a curated record. NCBI's taxonomy places the organism in Eukaryota, Fungi, Ascomycota, Dothideomycetes, Mycosphaerellales, Mycosphaerellaceae.